AUGAGUGAGCUAUUACACGUGAUUGUGCCGAUUCUACAGGCUAUCGCAACUAUUGCGCCAGCUAUCUAUACCGGAUUUACCUUCGCAUACACCCACGUCGUCAUCCCGCCCUUAACCACACACGCCCCGCCAAAACUCCUCGCAAGACAAUGGCUUCAAGCCUACCAAUUCGCGCCCAUAUUCGUCGCACCACUGAUCAUCCUCGGCGCAUUGAGCAAUGCGCUACUUGCCUAUUCCACCGCCAACUCCUUGUACAUCGUGGCAGCAGUCGCGAACGCGAGUAUUAUACCAUAUACUGCUCUGUACAUGGAGCCCGGUAUCAACGGAGCGGGGAAGUGGAAGGUGCAGGAGCUGUUGCGGGAGGAUGGCUUCGGCUUAAUGGGAGUGGGGCAAGGGACUGAUAAAGACACGGCGAGGGAGACUUGGAAAAGGUGGGCUGAGGCGGUGGAUAUGAAGACUAUUGUGGAGAUGUGGGCGUGGACGAACAUGUGGCGCUAUGUUAUUACGGGGUGCGCGGUGGUGAGUUGUGCGCGAAGUGGCAUCGUGCGGCCAAGGGGUCUGGAAGCUGCCUGGUCGGCUAUUCAAGCAGAGUCUGUGCUGCUAGGCAACUCAUCGACCGUGCGCAUUAUUUCGCUCGAUGCGGCACGGCAGUACAAGUAUAAGAUACAUCGCGCAGCUUAUUGUUUAUUGCUCAAGGCCGCGACAUUGACCUCGAAGAGUUGCGCCAAGAUGAACCUGCAGCGAGACGAACUCGUCAGCAUCAUUACUGACUUUUACGUCUUCCUGACGAGCUUCUACAUACCAUCCUCUGCGCUCAAGUUUCCGCCUCCAGGUGGCUGGCCAAACAUCACGGAGGAGACAACGAGGAAUUCUAACAAGGCGCCGGUUGUUAUCGAUCUCAUUAAGCAUUUGCCUUACAUUGAAGAUGACGAUCGUGGUUACAAAAGUGGAUUCGUGAGAUACAUCCACUACAAGAGUGUAGUAGUGGACUAUUCGGUGUAUACACCCGAGCAAUUCGAAGAAGGCGAUCUUGAUCAGGGAGAGGAAGGUUUGCAGAUUUGGGCCGAGGAGCUCGAAGCGGAAAAGGCGGAAGCUGGAGAUGACGACCAAGAAGAAGAGGAGGAUGACGAAGAUGAUGAGCAGGGCGAUAACGAUAACUACGCGCAGUCUCAGCAUUCGAACGACAGCGGAGUUUCAGACCUAAGCUUUGCAGAAGAAGAAGAACCAUUUUGGGAAGACGACGACGACGACUACGAGAUCAAACUCCGCAACCUGAUAGUCUUAGCACUCGGCCACGAAUCCGGUGGUCGCACACUUAUCCUCGAUGUCCGGAAACGCGAAAUUCACGAAGACAUUGUGCGAUUUAUGAAUGUAUCACCUGUGCCAGUCAGAAAGUUCUUUAACGAUUUGCGCGCAGAUUUCGAGAAGUUGGUCCUGGUGCCGAUGCCAGAAGAGAUCGAAGAAGCGGAGGACGGCAAUACGGAUGAUGAUACUCAGGAGUAUAUUGAAAUCUGGAAGGAGUGUGGAUGGCCUGGAGAGGGAUUUAAGAAGGAAGAAGCGUUGGUUAAGAUCAAGGAGUGUCACGUGAGGGAGAAUUUGAGGUGUGAUGAGAGGAUGAGACUAGAGGCUGAAGAGAGGGAGAGAAAGAGAGCAACGAAAAAAUAA
This is a messenger RNA of Parastagonospora nodorum SN15, 1665 nucleotides long. RefSeq lists its product as hypothetical. The coding region runs from base 1 to 1665 and encodes 554 amino acids. The record is from RefSeq and is a predicted model, not a curated record. Lineage: Eukaryota; Fungi; Ascomycota; Dothideomycetes; Pleosporales; Phaeosphaeriaceae. The transcript has 3 exons.